Racocetra fulgida is the source of this 303-nucleotide messenger RNA. Lineage: Eukaryota; Fungi; Glomeromycota; Glomeromycetes; Diversisporales; Gigasporaceae. The record is from the annotation of a GenBank genome assembly.
AUGAACUCUGAUACUAGAAUUCUUAAUUCUACAAUCCGGUUCGAAACAUUAAAUGCAUACACUUCUUCAAGCGUUACUGAUAUAAAUACUAGUCAAAAACAAAAUGAACAAAGGCAUAAGCAAGAUAAAAGAGUCCGUAAAGAAUUGGACACUCAAAUGCUUGAUGACCUUUACGAACCCAUUCAAAAAACCUUUCUGCAUAAUUCAAAACUUUUAAAUUCGAAGAAUGUUGAUAUUUCUUUUGGUGGCAAUGAAAUUAUCACGACUGGAAUGUGGAAUUGUAAUUAUAAUGAAAGAUGUUGA